AUAACUGAGCGUAAUAAUAAGGUGAUUAUAAAGUGUGGAGUGAUAGUGAAGAACCUAUAGUGCAAUGUGAGGACGACCUUGGUGACCCGCGAGAAGCGAGUCCGCGACGCUCGAAAAAGCUCGCGAUUCGCUCGAUGCGAUGUUUCACACAUAUUUGGUUGACUUGUACAAGUGACAGAGUGGAGUAGGAUAGCAAGCUCUCAUCACACUCUAGAAUAGACAGGUGUCAAAUAUCGCAACGAUCGUACCCUCAGUAAGAUGCGCGCGCGCGCACUCGCUUUCGGAGUAAUCUGCAAUAAAAAGUAACAAAAAAGCGCGGAAAUGGCAUUGUUGCAACAACUCGCGGACUUGUUGAGCCUGAUAACGAUAGGCAUGUGUUUCGUAUUGAAAAUUCCGCAAAUAUUAAAACUGGUUUCUGUGAAAUCAGCUGACGAAAUGUCCACCCUAGGAUUAUUCUUAGAAUUGACGAGUUAUACUGUGAUGACUAGUUACAAUUACACAAAUGGAUACUCAGUGCUAUCAUACCUAGAGUAUCCGAUAAUAUUAAUGCAGGAAUAUAUACUGAUAUUUCUCGUAUUAAAAUAUUUAAACAGGCUCAACAUUUGGUCCUUUUUAUGUGCCGUUAUAUACUUUGCGCUGAGCGCUUGUUUGUUGUUGGAAAUUGUUCCGAAAAUCGUACUUACAUUUCUAGCGCCUAUGUGUACUCCGAUCUCCGCUUCCAGUAAAAUCGUUCAAUUAUUGGCUAUACUUCGCGCUAAAAAUGCAGAAUCGGUGUCGCCCCUCACUUGGCUUAUAUCCGCCUUCACGAAUUUGACGAGGGUAUUCACAAUAUGGAUGGAUUCGGCCGACGUACUAUUACUGGGAAAUUUUAUCAUCUCAAUGUUACUGAGCUCCAGCAUUAUGUUCUCCGCUCUUUACUACAGAAGUCGAUCAUUGAAGCGAGAUUAAACGAACGGAAAAUUGUAUAAAUAAUAAUCUAGUCGCAAGCGUAUUUCGUGAAAAAUUGCCGAUUUACACGGUGUGUAUAUUUGUUAAUAAUAAUCAAGAGAGAUAUAUUCUAUCUUAUUCUCGAUAAUAAAACGUAGAAAUUGUUUUUCCUUCUACAUAUAACGGUUUAUCUAUUUUGCUCAUAUUUUACAAUAUUGUAGGUAGAGAGGAAUAAAAAAAUAUACAAUCCAAAUGUUGUUUAUAAUAAAGAUAAUAACAUAGAGUUCUAUUAUUAAUACAUCUUGAUUAUAAAUAUAUCUGAGAACUUAUAAUUUUAAGGAAUAUGGAUAUUUUACAUGUUAUAUGAAAAAUAUAAUUUAAAAAUUAAAUACCAAAAUUAAUGAUAAAA
Messenger RNA from Cataglyphis hispanica, 1336 nucleotides. RefSeq names its product solute carrier family 66 member 3. The record is from RefSeq and is a predicted model, not a curated record. Bases 322 to 948 code for a protein of 208 amino acids. NCBI's taxonomy places the organism in Eukaryota, Metazoa, Arthropoda, Insecta, Hymenoptera, Formicidae. The transcript is spliced from 5 exons.